Nannizzia gypsea CBS 118893 is the source of this 3171-nucleotide messenger RNA. RefSeq names its product L-aminoadipate-semialdehyde dehydrogenase. Lineage: Eukaryota; Fungi; Ascomycota; Eurotiomycetes; Onygenales; Arthrodermataceae. Bases 1 to 3171 code for a protein of 1056 amino acids. The record is from RefSeq and is a predicted model, not a curated record. The transcript has 8 exons.
AUGGCCGUCUCCAAGGACUAUGGCAAACGCCUUGUCAUUUCAGUCUUUGACGAGGUGGCCGCCGAAGAACCUGGCCGGAUUCUCUACUCGCUUCCGGUCUCGCGAGACGUCUCGGAGGGAUUUCGAGAUAUCACCGCCCUCCAAUUUGCAAAUGCCGUGAACAGGACGGCCUGGUGGCUUGAGGCAGAGCUGGGGAAGGGCUCGUCUUUUCCAACGGUGGGAUACUUUGGUCCUUGGAAUGACUUUCGAUAUAUACUGCUCAUCCUUGGAUGUAUCAAGGCUGGCUACAAGGCGCUUCUGCCGUCACCGCGCAACAGCAUCGAGGCUUCCGUGGCCGUGCUGAACGCAACCAGCUGCGAUAUAUGGGUAACCCCAAAGGAGAGACAUGAGAUGUUGCCUCAGAUCCUCGACCGGCGACCCAUGAAAGUAAUUGAGAUACCAGAGACAGACGAACUGCUGAACCCGGAGCCGGUCAAGGCCUAUCCAUACACCAAGACCUUCGAGGAGGCGGCCAGCGACCCCUUUUGCAUACUGCAUACCUCGGGCUCAACCGGCCUUCCAAAGCCAAUUAUCUGGAAGAACUCGCUCAUCGGCACGUUGGAUGCUACCCGUUUGCUGCCAAAGACUGACCAAGGCCUGCCUCCCUGGACUGACAUCUUUGACGAGGGUGAUCGGUUCUACUCUGCCUUUCCCCUUUAUCAUGGUGCGGGAUUAAUCAUGAAUAUCUUCAUCGUGUCCUUGUAUCGUACCAGCAAUGUUCUUGGGCCGGUCGGUGUGCUAUCAACCAUCAACCUUCUCGACUCCCUCCUCGACAACACAGAUAUCAAAUGCUGGAGCGUCAUACCGUCCAUAGUAGACGAGAUUGGAGAGACGCCUGCCAUCCGUGCCAAAUUUGCAAAGUCCAAAGUCAUAAUUGCUUCAGGAGGUCCCGUCACCUACGCCAGUGCCAACAAGGCGACCGAGGUUAUUAGGAUAUUGAAUAUCACCGGAACAUCAGAGGGCCUUUUCCAAGGAAGUCUUCUCGUGGAGCCAGAGGACUGGAUAUACUUUUCUUUCCACCCCUAUGCUGGAUUCGACUUCAGACAGGUCGACGAUGAUGUUUACGAACACUGGGGAGUUCGUAAUGAGGACCGUGUUGACCUAUAUCAGGGCAUUUUCCAUACCUUUCCCGAUAUAAAGGAGUUGACUUUCAAGGACCUGUAUGCGCCGCACCCUACCAAGCCAUAUCUGUGGAUCUAUAGAGGGAGAACGGAUGAUAUGCUUGUAAUGUCGAAUGGAGAGAAAGUUCGCCCGGUUACCAUGGAAGCUAUCAUCAAUAGUCAUCCGGCAGUCAGUGCGUGUCUUAUGAUUGGAACGGGAUACACCAUGAUGUCCCUUCUUGUCGAGCUGGUAGAUCCCGAGCCAGCCUCUGAACCUGAACGUGAAGCGCUCCUGGCCAGUAUCCUAGAGACAGUCCAUGCUGCGAAUGCGAUUGCGCCAAAGCAUGCACGCGUAUUUCCAAGAAAUACAUCUGGUUUACCAAGCCAGACAAGCCUUUUGUCCGAACAGACAAAAACACCCGUCAAACGUCGCGAUACCGUCCUCUUCUAUGAGCAAGAAAUCAAACAGUUCUACAAGAGCAUGGAAGAAGACGGCUACUUGGCAGCUAAUAUCGACUUUACCUCCCACGAGACGACUUCCGAAGGUAUCAAACGCCUGGUAGUAGCUUCAUUGCCGAGUGCAAAGGAUAUAGGUCUAGACGACGACCUCCUCGGUGCUGGCGUCGAUUCCUUAGUUGCCUUCAGUAUCUCCAAUUCUCUCCGUUCCGCCGUUGGGAAAAACGGCGUUAGCGAAAAGAAGAAGCUCAUCGUCACUGCGAAAUUCGUGUAUACUUAUCCGACCAUCAAUGCACUCACGGCAAACCUCUAUAACUUAGUCCACAACGUAGCUAACGGUAGCAGUACGCCUGUGGAUUUGCAGAAGAAGAGCAUGAGCAGCUUCCGUGCUAAAUACGCAGCUGGCUUGAUGUGUUCUGGCGCCACUGUCAUUUUGACUGGAAGCACCGGUUCUUUAGGGUCUUAUCUGCUUGAAUCGCUCGUUCGCCAGACGAAGAGCGUCAACAAAAUCUACUGUCUCAAUCGUGCAGAGGAUGGUAGGGCCAAACAGAUGGCAACAAGUGAGCCUAGGGGUUUGAGUAUAGAUUGGUCGCCGGAGAGGGUUGAAUUCCUACAGUGCGACUUGUCAAAACCAAGAUUCGGACUCACGGUCGAGGCAUAUAACGGCCUUCUUCAGGACACAACACAUAUAAUUCAUAAUCAGUGGCCGGUAGACUAUAACUGGGACAUCUCCAGUUUUGAACCUCAUAUCCGCGGUGUGAGGCACUUGGUCGAUUUCUCACGCAGAAGCAACCAUGACCCUUCCCUGUUCUUUGUAUCAACUAUCGCCACGGUUAAUCACUUGAGGCCAGAGGGUGCUGUUCCUGAGAAGCCUAACCAUGUCCUGACCACCGCCCUUGAUGGCUACGGUUCUGCAAAGCACGUAUCAGAGCUUAUCCUUGAGGAUGCCGUGGCAGCUGCUGGCGUGAAUGCAUCCAUCUGCCGAGUUGGACAGAUUGCCGGCCCAGUGCUCAGAGGACCUGAGAAGGGUGAAUGGGGGAAGCAAGAGUGGCUACCAUCUUUGAUUGCUAGUUCCAAAUACCUCGGGGUCCUGCCAUCAACGCUAGGAGCUCUGAGCAGGGUAGAUUGGACCCCAGUAGACCUACUAGCCGACAUCAUCCUCGAAUUGGCCAGCGUAACCCCUGGCCCUAUUACCAACGGCGCUUCAGCCACACCACAAACACCACUGCCUGUUUAUCAUGCAGUUAACCCAAAUGCCGUCGGCUGGGAUAGCCUUGUCCAGGAUAUCGCAAAACAGCUAGGCGGAUCCGUCAAGAUCGUCCCGUGUACUGAGUGGGUAGAUGCGUUGAGAAAGUCCAGACUCGGCGCAGCAGCGACGGCCACUCAAAGCCUGAAGCAGAACCCAGCACUGAAAUUGCUUGAUUUCUUCGAAUCAGUCGCUAGUUCGGCAGAGAAGGGAGAUGCAUGGCCACUUCUCGAGACGGUGGAGACGGUGAAAAAGAGCCCUAGGAUGGCCGAACUUAAACCGGUCUCUGCGGAGUGGAUGAAUCUGUGGAUGGAGCAGUGGAAGUUUUAG